Molecule: messenger RNA, 1224 nt
Organism: Dipodomys spectabilis (banner-tailed kangaroo rat)
Lineage: Eukaryota; Metazoa; Chordata; Mammalia; Rodentia; Heteromyidae
Gene: Ppif
Product: peptidylprolyl isomerase F
Exons: 6
Coding region: 41-658 (205 amino acids)
Biological process (GO): regulation of mitochondrial membrane permeability involved in programmed necrotic cell death; protein peptidyl-prolyl isomerization; protein folding
Cellular component (GO): mitochondrion
Molecular function (GO): peptidyl-prolyl cis-trans isomerase activity
Source: RefSeq, a predicted model, not a curated record
GCGGCCUCUGGUUCGAGUGUUCGUCUCCCGUCCGCCCGCGAUGCUGGCGCUGCGCUGCGGCUCCCGCCUGCUCGGCCUCCGCCCGCUCUCCCGCCCCUGUUCGGCGCCGCUGCGGUGCUCCGCGGCCCGCGCCGGCGCCCGAAACCCGGCGUCCGCCUCUGCCGGGAACCCGCUGGUGUACCUGGACGUGGGCGCCGACGGGCAGCCGCUCGGCCGCGUGGUGCUGGAGCUGAAGGCAGAUGUUGUCCCAAAGACAGCAGAGAACUUCAGAGCCCUAUGCACUGGUGAGAAGGGCUUUGGCUACAAAGGCUCUACCUUCCACCGGGUGAUCCCAGACUUCAUGUGUCAGGCAGGGGACUUCACCAACCACAACGGCACUGGGGGGAAAUCCAUCUAUGGGAGCCGCUUUCCUGAUGAGAACUUCACACUGAAGCACGAGGGACCAGGUGUCCUGUCCAUGGCAAACGCAGGCCCCAACACCAAUGGCUCCCAGUUCUUCAUUUGCACCAUAAAGACAGACUGGCUGGAUGGCAAGCACGUCGUGUUUGGACACGUCAAAGAGGGCAUGGACGUCGUAAAGAAAAUAGAGUCUUUCGGCUCCAAGAGUGGGAAGACAUCUAAGAAGAUUGUCAUCACAGACUGUGGCCAGCUGAGCUGAUCAGUGGCCAGGGUGUGAGGAUGGUAUUCAGGCACCCAGGGGCACACAGGCCCUGUCACUGCAUGUCUGAGAAAGUCCACUCGGGAGCCCACACCUCCACCAGGACCUGCCAGGGUGCUUCUCACUGUCUGCCCUUCUUCACAGCCCUGUUUCGGGACCCCCAGUGUGUCUCCGUGACUGGCAGCCCGGGCUCAUGGGUGCCUGGACAUUGUUGGUGGUGACGGGUUUAUCUGAGGAAGGAUGGCUUUUAACCUCUUCCUUCACGCAGGUGGGCAGCCACUGGCUGACCAUUGCUGGCUUCCACAUUGCAGUAACUCAGCAAAUGGCAUUGCUUAGAAAUGAAACUGUGGUCCCAGCUGUGCCAAACUGAUGCCACCUGUUGGCUCAGGCCUCAAAACCCUAGGCUCCAGAUUUGAAACACAACUCAGGGCUUUGGUGACAGACUCCAAGAGCGAGAACUUUCCUUCUAGUUACUGUGAACCCUGCUGAUUUGCUGUUGUCUUUAUUUUUUUGAUGCCAGUCCCUGGGCUUGAGCUCAGGGCCUUGGCUUCUUUUGCUUAACUACU